Molecule: messenger RNA, 2497 nt
Organism: Vidua macroura (Pin-tailed whydah)
Lineage: Eukaryota; Metazoa; Chordata; Aves; Passeriformes; Viduidae
Gene: UBE3D
Product: ubiquitin protein ligase E3D
Exons: 10
Coding region: 338-1615 (425 amino acids)
Biological process (GO): protein polyubiquitination; protein monoubiquitination; proteasome-mediated ubiquitin-dependent protein catabolic process
Cellular component (GO): nucleus; cytosol; ubiquitin ligase complex
Molecular function (GO): ubiquitin conjugating enzyme binding; cyclin binding; ubiquitin protein ligase activity
Source: RefSeq, a predicted model, not a curated record
GCAUCCAGAGAAGGGAAACAAGGCUCUAGGAAACUUGUCCUACAAGGAACGGCUGAGGGAGCUGGGGUUGUUUAGUCUCGAGGAGGGUCGGGGGGACCUCACUGCUCUCUACAACUGCCUGAAAAGGAGGUUUUGGGGGCCAGUCUCUUCUGCCUUGCCUACUGUGACAGGACUAGCGGGAAUGGCCCUAAACUGAGACAGGAGACGUUCAGAUUAGACAUCAGAAAAAUAUUUUCCACCGCUAGGGCGGUCAAGGGCUGGAAUAGAUUUGCCAGGGAGGUGAUGGAGCCGCCAUCCCUGGAAGCGUUCAAGAGGCGUCCGAAAGCAGCGCUGGGUGAUGUGGUUCAGGGCUGACUCUACGGUUCCGCGCAGGCGGCGCCGUGACGGGCGGGCGGGGGCGCCGCGCCUGCGCCGGCGGGAGAGCGGCCGCUUCCGGCGCGGUGCCGGCAUGGCGGCGGCGUUCCUGAUGGAGAUCAGGCGGGCGACGCAGAGCGCGCUGCUGGUUGUCCGCGCGGCGGCGGAGCUCCCCGGCGCGCCGCUGGAGGUGUCGGUGUGCGCGGAUUCCCUGGAAGUGAGGAGCGGCGGGAGCCGCGAUGCGGCGGCGCUGCCGCCAGGGGUCAGCCUGGCGCCGUCCUCGUGCCGCGGGCUCCGGCACCUGCGCGGGGACGGGCUGCAGCUGCGCGUGCGCCUGCGCCGCGCACCGCCCGCCGCCGAUGUGGUUUUUACUUUGAGGGAAAGCCUGAAACCCAACAAGAAUUACAUCUUUUACUGUCAGUCCUGUGGUGACAUCGUAGUGAGCGACCGAAAAUUUCUCAGAGUUCUUCCUCUACCGAGUGAAAACUGGAGUGAUUUAGUUGAAGAGUGGUGUUGUCACCCCGAUCCCUUUGCUAGAAGAACUUUGCACCCUCAGCAUGGUGACUGUUUUGUUGGAGACACUUUUUUUCUGUUGAAUUCAAGAAAUGAAUCACAUGUGCCUGAAUCUUCUGUGUGCUGCUCAGAGGCUGGGCACCAUGUUUCACAGAGUGGCUCCAACUUGAAGUCAAAAGAAAAUACCAGAGUAAUUUGUAAGCGCUGCAAGGCAAUGCUGGGAGAAACAGUUUCAUCAGGUACCAUUAAAUAUUAUGUCACUGAGGUGAUUAUUCAAUCAGCUGAGGGAAGUUUCAGUCCAACACCAAGGUCUCAGUUUGUACAGAGCAUUGUUGCUCAGUGUCUUUUGGAAUUAUCCUCUGCUAAAAGCACAUUUAGAUUCACUAUAAAAGGAGAUAAUGGAAAAACCUAUAUUCUGAUCUGGCUUUUAAAUUCUGACACAUUGCUGGUAGAGUCUUCAGGAAGUUCCUCCUCCCACAGUGAUUUUACACUGUUUGGAGAUAUCCUUACACCUAGCUCUGGACCAGUGGGAACCUGGAAUGCUCUCAAAGUCCUUUACCAGCCAUGCAUUCAAUCCAGAAAUAAGGAGCUUGCUGAUGCAUGGGAAGAUGAUUUAGGAGUUCAUCCUUUAAAGUUUCCAUCAGAAACAUGUUUGGAAUUAUUGUUGAUACUGGGUUUGAGUACCACUUCUCUGCCACCUUCACUUCGAUGCAUGAACUCUUUUCAGGUUGCCUUUUUGAAGAUGUGAAGAAUGAAGAUACCUAUGUUGAAAACUCUUGUUAGAUUUAUUUUCUGCAGAAAUGUGUACAGAUAACUUCCAAUGGUGGUACAAGAAGAUCCCCUGGCAAUACAAUAGAAAAUGGGGUGGGGUGGAUGGGUGUAUUCUUCAUAUCUGAAUGUGUUUCAAAACCAAAGACAGAGUUGACUUUUGUAUCCAGUGCAUUCUUAGAUGUCAUUCUAAGAGUGGCUUACCUGUCACUCCUGUGACAUCCAGCUGGGAUGACUAUUAUGAUGUCUUCACUGCCAAAAGGAAAUUACAUGUGUAUCUUGUACUACACUUACCAGUGUUUGACAGCAAUGUAUAUAUCCUUAGGAAAGUUCACAACUGGUAGCAAAUAUUUUAAAAUGUCAUGGAUACUAAUGUGAGUUCUUUACCUUUGCUGGUGAAGUUAGAGGUCCAACUUUAAAACAUAAAAUCUGUUUUUUGUAAAACUUAUGUUUAUCAUAUAUAUUGUUUCUGAAUUAAGAUUAGCCUCUUUGCUUGAGUGAAGGAAGACAGUUUCUGCAUUCCUACAUCAUAUGAUGUUUUGGAUAAUCAAGGUUUUAUGGUUAUUUGGAAUAAUGAUUAUUAUUUCAAGGGCAUGCCCUUUACUCAUUAAAUGAUCCUAACGUAGGAAGUGAUCCUACAAAGUGUUGGAUACCUCAGUUUUACACAUCCAAAGACAAGGAGCUGAGGCCUCACAGCACCCACUCUGGAUAUAAUUUUUCUGUUAUUAUUUUAGUUUUCAGUAUUGAAGGAAGAACAAAAUUAUUUUGACUUUUGUAUUCAGGGAUGAAAUUAUCUUGCCCCAAGAUAUUUUGUCUAUGCACCAAUGUUGAGUCAUUUUAUAAAUAAAAUAUUUUUCCUGAA